CCCGCUGUCGAGGAAAAGAGAGGGAGAGACAGAGGAAAAAAACAUAAACAAUCCCGACAACGCUUCGGCCAUCUCACCUUGUCGACCCCCCUUCCAACCUAGCUCAGCCCAGCUUAUCACCAUCAAAUCUGCCCCUCCCACCAUCGCCUUUCGAGCAUUCCCCAAGCCGAACCACAAUCCGCCCUGCAUUCGUUGCAAUUACCUUACAAGAGAAUCGCUUUCGCUGAACAGUUAGAGUCGCUGUCUCUGCGCGAUUCCUCCGAUACCCAUUUACAUUCACUUUUCCACCGUUUGAACGACCAAAUCAUGUCGGGCGCAAACUCGUGGUUGACGAAGCAGCGCAAGAGCGACCUCAUCGAGCUCGCCGAGCUGACUGGACUUACCGGCUACGAGAACCAGAGGAAGUCCGACCUGGAAGUCACUCUCGAUGAGUACCUCGCCGAGAACGCGGCCCAGUUCUCCCACAACCCCAAGCUCGCGCCUUACUACAACACUCGCGCCAAGGCAGCCGGCUCGCCCGUCAAGAGGGAGGCGCCCCUGACCGAUCUCGUGAGGUCCUCAACGCGCCGUAGGGCGACGAGAAUCAUCGAGGAGAUCCGACCCGAGCCCGAGGUCGAAUCAUCAUCACCUAGUCCGGAGCCUGCUCUUUCCACCGCCCUGGCGACGCGCACUCCCGCGCGCAACCUGUCUCUGGCGAGCCGCAUCCCUCUGCCCGCGACGCCCGCCGAUGUCGCCGAUGCCGUUGACCGCCAUACCGUUGCGGUGCGCGAGCGCGUCACGGAACUCUACGACCAGUCGGGCAUUCAGGAGGGCACCCAAGUCGUUCGCUCUUCGCUGUCGACAGUCACUUCUGUGCUCUUCACUGUGGCCGCAUUCGAGGCAUGGAACCUGAGGGCCGAGGUCCUCCCUCUUCGCUACGCUUUUACCAUCCCCGCGAUCCCUGCCCUGGGUACCAACUUCUAUCCCGUCCAUGUGCCUGACGCGUUCUUGUUUGUCACCUCGUCCUUCUGGUCGCCAGUCAUCUUGUGGACUCUCACCUCGGUUCUCAUCCCCUCUUUGUUCGGCUACUUUUACAACCUGAGCGCCGCGAGCCAUCCCCAGCCUCGUGGCCGCAGGUCCUCGACGGUCGAGUACAAUGUCGACCCCCUGGUGUUCAGCAUUGUCAAGGCCCUCAUCUCCUUUGUCGUCUAUGGCCAGAAGGCCACUUUCGGCGGCUGGAUCAACGAGAACUCCAUUGACCGUAUCAACGGCGCUCUGUACGGCGAGUGGAAGGGCAUUCUGACGGGCGCCGCCAUCACCGGUCUGGUAAGCCUCUACGACGCUGUUCUGAAGAAAUAAGGGCACCCUUCACAGGACACAGCAACUAUUGCUCGGUAAUUGGAAAAUUCACCUAGGGAUCAGCUGCCGCAUGCUCCACAGAGGACUGGUCUGCGAAAUUUUGGCCCAGGAAAGCCUCUUCGCUGUUAGAUUUGCCUGCAAGUAUGAUGGAUUGUGAGCACAUGUCUUGUUUUUAUUCUCUUGUUACUCGAGGGCGGCGUUCUGGGCGUUGCAACAGCUUCGCGCGUGGCUCUUCGGCUGAUACCUCUUCCUUCGCGGUCGGGACUUGGUGAAGAUGAUGCUCGACUUCGUGUUUGAGUUCUGGAUCGGAGUCCUUUGAAUGGCUAAGUUAUCUUUCCGUCCGUAUGGUGAUGGUGGCUAUUGUAUAUGCAGCGCGGUCCGGCCGCCUCUGCAUCUCGCUGGGAUCUUGAUUGGUGUUCGUUUCGUUCCAUGGGGUUUGAAUUCAUUCCGUUUUUUGUUUUCCCUAUCAAUAGUGCAACCCGGUUAUAACGUCAUGAGUAUCGGCGGGAGGGCGGGUGCCAGAGCCCCAUUGCAAUGGGACACAAUCGAGGGGUAUGUUUUGAAACGGCUCCGGGGGGACAGGUUGUGCGCUGAGCCUAAUGAGGGCACUUUUCCCGGUUAGAAAGUCACGAGAGAUGACAUCCAGAUAUAUAUUGUGUCGUUUAAGUUGUGCACUCAGGAUGAUGGACGUCAGCCGACCCCUAUUGACGUGCGUGUCUGCUCAAACAAACAGUCGCGGGUAACCGGACCAAGUCGAUUGUGACCUUGGCCAAAAGCCUGGGCUGGGGAAUCGGAUCCCAGAUCGCUGUCCAUUGACAGGAAUAGAUACACGUGCAGUUUUCGAGAAAAGAAGGGUGCGGUUCAAGGUGUAGCCAUCAAAUUAAACCUGUGACCCACGGUGAUGCUGAUAUAGUCAACCAGACGUUUCCGGGAGACCAAUUCGUGAUGUUUGGUGCCGGGCCGGCAUUUCCUCC
Messenger RNA from Colletotrichum destructivum, 2312 nucleotides. Its product is annotated as Putative glutathione transferase 3. The transcript is spliced from 3 exons. Lineage: Eukaryota; Fungi; Ascomycota; Sordariomycetes; Glomerellales; Glomerellaceae. Gene Ontology annotation, cellular component: membrane. The record is from RefSeq and is a predicted model, not a curated record. Bases 307 to 1338 code for a protein of 343 amino acids.